Geodia barretti is the source of this 753-nucleotide messenger RNA. NCBI's taxonomy places the organism in Eukaryota, Metazoa, Porifera, Demospongiae, Tetractinellida, Geodiidae. The record is from the annotation of a GenBank genome assembly.
AUGGUUGGUUGUACCCGAUCGGAAGAAAGUAGGAAAAAGAAAACAGCAGAUGCUGCAGUGGCGUAUGCUCAGGCGGAAGUCGAAGCAAUCAAGGAAGAAACAGAUACGGCGGUAGAACGCGCCAAGGCUGACUUUGAGAAGGUUAAGCAGGAAACGGAUGCGGCGGUAGAACGUUUCGAUACUGAUUUUGAGAAGGUUAAGAAGAAGACGGACGCGGUAAUAAAACGGUUCAACACUGACUUCAAGGGUGUUAAGAAAGAGACAGAUACUGCCGUUGAACGGUUCAACGCUGACUUCGAGAAGAUGCGGAAAGAGAUGGAUGCCGCCAUAAAACGGCUCAAUUCUGAUUUUGAGAGAGCGCAGAAGGAAACCGACACCGCCAUAAGACGGUUCAAUUCCGAUUUUGAGAAAGUGCGCAAGGAGACAGAUGCGGCGAUAAAACGUUCAGAUUCUGACUUUCGGAAGGUUAAGCGGGAUACCGAUGCGGCAAUAAAACGUCUCAAUGCUAAUUUCAAGAAGGUGCAAAAACAGACGGAUGCAGCGAUAAGACGUUUCAAUUCCGAUUUCGAUGAAGUGAAAAAAGAGACAGACGCGGCGAUAAAACGGUUCAACACGGAUUUCAAGGGUGUUAAGAAAGAAACGGAUACGACGGUAGAACGGUUCAACACAGAUUUUGAAAAGGUUAAGAAGGAAACUGACGCUGCACUGGAGCGUUCUGAUCGGGUUUUCAAGGAGCAACAUGGUGAUCAGUGA